CUGAAAAAGAAAGCUUCCUUUUUUCUCCUGUGCUUCUCCUUCAAAUUUCACUAUUAUCAAAUCUUUGAGAUAUCAAAAUAAGGUCCUCAUUACAAAGAAAGAAUGGAUAUGCUUAAGCAAAUGAGGGUGAGAUUCUCCGGUGUAGGAGAAGAAGAGAAAGGAGGAAGCAGCAGCACAAGAGAUAGAACAAUACCGCCACAGAAAACUCAACCUUUUAAAGAGACAAAAAGAGCACCUAGCUGGUUGUACAGACAGUUUAUAAGAACAAUGAGUCGCGAUUAUGAUUCUAGCGAUAGUGUUGACUAUCCAGCUGCAGUGGCAGCAGCUGCAUUUGCUGUAAAAUCAAUCGAAGACAAGAGUGAAAAAGACCACAGAAGGACAAAUAGUGGAGGAGCUGAUAAACCUUUUACCAAGACUAAAGCAGAUGAUAUUAUCCCUAAGAAGCCCGAAAAGUUCUCAGAUGAAGUUUCAAAACCAAGACCAAAACUUCCAGAUAAAAGUGUGCCAAUAAGGACAGCAACAAUCAAUCCAGAGCCACUUAACACUGUUCCAUCUAUUAAGAAGAAACCAACUUUUGGAGAUACCAAACCUGAAAGUGAAGUUGCUGAAAAGGCCAAAAGAGUUCCAUCUAUUAAAAAGACACCCACUUUUGGAGAUACCAAACAUGAAAGUGAAGUAUCUGAAAAGGCCAAAAGAGUUCCAUCUAUUAAAAAGACACCCACUUUUGGAGAUACCAAACAUGAAAGUGAAGUAUCUGAAAAGGCCAAAAGAGUUCCAUUAAUGAAGAAAACUUCAACAUUUCCAGACCAAAGCAAAGCUCCCAAAGCUCCUGAGGUUCCUGUUCGGCCAACUAGACAAUCUUCAUCUCAAACAGGCAUGGCUAAAGGGCAAAAUACAAUGAAGCUUGGAAGUGGAAAUUCUAAGGCAGAUAUUUGGGAGAAAGAAGAGAUGGAGAAGAUCACAGAAAGGUACAAGAAGCUCAUAGCAGAAAUUGUGGAAUGGGAAACUAAGAAGAAGAAAAAGGCAAAGAGAGAUUUGGAGAGAAUUGAGGCUGAAAUAUUGUCAAAUAAAAACAAUAUGAAAUUACAGGCCGAAUUAAACAGGCGUAGGGCGAAAGCCAUGCGACAUUUCAACAAUGAAGUUGGAAGGAUUGAAAGCAUUGCAGGAGGAGCCAAAGAACAAGCAGAUCAAAAUCGCGAAAACGAAGAGCUUAAGGUUAAAGAGAAGGCAAAUAAGAUCAGAUCAACUGGGAAAAUGCCAGCAACAUGUUUAUGCUUUUAAAUACUACCCUUCAUAAUAAAGCUGUAAAAAUUUUAGAGAUAGCUUUUCUACAGGGAAAAACAUGUAUAUAUAUACUGAGGCACAACACUCAGCCGUAUAUAAGCUUUCAUAAGAUCAUCACAAGUCAAUACUGUUAUAGUCGAAAAAAUUGAAUGUGAAAGGAUCAGGCUGUGAACCGCGGUA
Messenger RNA from Nicotiana tabacum (common tobacco), 1464 nucleotides. RefSeq lists its product as uncharacterized. The record is from RefSeq and is a predicted model, not a curated record. NCBI's taxonomy places the organism in Eukaryota, Viridiplantae, Streptophyta, Magnoliopsida, Solanales, Solanaceae.